Messenger RNA from Aspergillus nidulans FGSC A4, 1032 nucleotides. RefSeq names its product glycosyltransferase family protein. The transcript has 2 exons. NCBI's taxonomy places the organism in Eukaryota, Fungi, Ascomycota, Eurotiomycetes, Eurotiales, Aspergillaceae. The coding region runs from base 1 to 1032 and encodes 343 amino acids. The record is from RefSeq and is a predicted model, not a curated record.
AUGGGUACUCCGCUGGUCGGCACCGCCAUUAUCACAGGGGGAAACGGGUCGCUUGGGUCAGAGGUAGCUCUUGCGAUUGCAAGAACCCAGCCAUACGUUCAUCUGCUGCUCCUUGCGCGCGAUAUCCGCUCCGAGAGCGCCAAAAAAGUCAGAGAGCAGAUCCGACUGAUCGGGCCGCGGUCCCUCGAAUUUGUCAAGGUGGACCUGGCGAGCUUCAAUUCGGUCGUCAGCUUCACGGAGAUUACGGUCGAGAGAGUGAAAAGCAAAGAAAUUCCGCCAGUGACUCUGUUGAUCAACUGCGCUGCUAUGUCGUCAUACACCAUCGAUCAGGUAACACGAGAUGGCCAUGAUCCGGUCUACCAGACAAACGCCAUAGCGCCUUUCUUAUUAACAGUGAGCUUGCUUGAGGCGUUCAGGGCCGGUGAUGGCACGCCGAAUGGUGGCGCGCGGGUGAUUAAUAUCGGAUGUUCGUCCAUGUCGAAGGGCACCCUCGAUUAUUUUGAGAAUCCAGACCCUGAGCUGAGCGUCUGUCCUGGAACGCCGCUGAGUGCGAAAGAAGCAACCAAGAGAUUUGGAAGCAGUAAGCUCAUUAUGAGUGCGGCCAUGUACGCGCUGCGGCGUAGUUUGGUGUUGACCGGAAAUAUCUCCCUCAACGUAUACACUCUCGACCCUGGAGUGAUGACAGGUGAAAGUCACCUGGUGAACGCAGCUCCAUUGUCUGUGAAGAUGGCCCACCAGACACGAUCUGGACUUCGACCGUUCCUGCGAGUGUUCUCCAAGACCGCGAUGAACAAGGCUAGUGUACCAGCGAAGGUGAUAGCGAAAGUCGCAUUCCAGCCCGACACGGUGGAGAACUGGGGCAGAGAGCGAUAUUAUAUCUUGGACAGCGAGUACGAAGCCGGAUCCGUCAUUCCCGCGAUGCGGGACCCCAAGGAGAUGGACGCACUCCUGAAGAAGAUGCUGCAACAAGUCGAGGUCGGUGUUAAGGGAAUGGGGUCACCCUCGUCCAGAGUAUCACGCUUAAGUUGCUGA